AUGCAGCUGUUUGUCUGCACGCAGGAGCUACACACUCUCCAGGUGACCGGCCAGGUGACAGUCGCCCAGAUCAAGGCUCAUGUAGCCUCGUUGCAGGGCCUCACUCCAGAAGAUCAGAUCCUGCUCCUGCAGGAUGAGGCUACCCUGGGCCAGUGUGGGGUGGAGGCUGUGAGCACUCUGAGCACUCUGGAAGUAGCCAGCCGCAUGUUUGGAGGUAAAGUCCAUGGUUCCCUGACCCGUGCCAGGAAAGUACGAGGUCAGAUUCCCAAGGUGGCCAAACAAGAGAAAAAGAAAAUGGGCCGGGCCAAGAAGCGUAUGAAGUACAACCAGUGCUUUGUCAAUGUUGUGCCCACCUCUGGCAAGAAGAAGGGCCCCAAUGCCAACUCUUAA
Messenger RNA from Eubalaena glacialis (North Atlantic right whale), 390 nucleotides. Its product is annotated as ubiquitin-like FUBI-ribosomal protein eS30 fusion protein. Gene Ontology annotation, cellular component: ribosome; cytosolic small ribosomal subunit. Gene Ontology annotation, molecular function: protein binding; structural constituent of ribosome. Bases 1 to 390 code for a protein of 129 amino acids. The transcript has a single exon. The record is from RefSeq and is a predicted model, not a curated record. Gene Ontology annotation, biological process: translation. Lineage: Eukaryota; Metazoa; Chordata; Mammalia; Artiodactyla; Balaenidae.